Ipomoea triloba (trilobed morning glory) is the source of this 1176-nucleotide messenger RNA. RefSeq lists its product as uncharacterized. The record is from RefSeq and is a predicted model, not a curated record. The transcript has 7 exons. NCBI's taxonomy places the organism in Eukaryota, Viridiplantae, Streptophyta, Magnoliopsida, Solanales, Convolvulaceae. Bases 1 to 1176 code for a protein of 391 amino acids.
AUGGAGUAUACUUGUAACUCCAAACUCAUCUCCAUUGCUUUUUUCUCUCUAUUGUUCAUUGCUAGCAGUUUUGGUCAGGCCAACCAAACUUUCCAUGCCAACAAUGAAUCAAGGAAAUUGAAAAGGAUUAGAGCUUACCUCAACAAGAUCAAUAAGCCUGCUGUCAAGUCAAUUAAGAGUCCGGAUGGUGAUAUUAUAGAUUGUGUUUUGUUUCAUCAACAACCGGCCUUUGAUCAUCCAUUGCUAAAGGGGAAAAAGUCAUUGGUGAAUACAACAUUAUUACCUAAAGCCCACAAUAACUCAAACCAUGAGUUCAAAAGCUUCCAGGAGUGGAGAAAGUCUGGAGAAACAUGCCCAGAAGGAACAGUUGCCAUCAGAAGGACAACUGAACAAGACAUUCUGAGAGCUGGUUCUGUUCGCAAGUUCAGACGAGAAGUCAUACGAUAUCAAUCAGAUGGGGAUGACCUGGAAUGGGCAUUAGCAUUCCUAGAUGGAGGAAAAUAUAAGGGAGCGGCGGCAGAUGUGAACGUUUGGGCACCUCGUGUAAGCGACAAUCAAGAAUUCAGCACAGCACAAAUCUAUGUUGGUGCUGCAACAAAUGACCAGGACGCCAACUCCCUUCAGGCUGGCAGCGCCAUAUCUGUUUGGGGACAGUUGGCCAAGACUCUUCAGCUAUUGGACGGCUAUGUUCACAGCAGUCCUAGCGUGGCCAUUGGGGCAAGAAUAACUACACCAUCCACAUAUGGUGGGGUCCAACAUGAUGGUUACUAUGAAAUUAGGCAGGACAUGGAUAAGGAAAGGUGGGUGCUGAGAUUUCUAUCAACAAGCAAUGAGAUUGGGUAUUGGCCAAUGUCCUUGUUUACACACCUCAACAAGGGUCCAGCAACGAUGUUAGAGUUUGGUGGUUCUGUUAGGAACAAGAAGACCAAUGGAGUUCACACAGGAACUCAAAUGGGGAGUGGGCAUUUCGCAGAAGAGGGUUUCGGAAAGGCAGCUCACAUUAGUAAUAUAAAAAUGGCUGAUGAUAGUAAUUUUGGCGUCCCCUAUAGCGCUGGACUUCUUCAAACUUCUGCUAAAUCUUCCAAUUGCUAUAAUGUCAAGUUUACAGCCAAUGACAAGAGCUGGGGCAGUUAUAUAUACUAUGGAGGGCCAGGGAAAAAUGACAAUUGUCCCUAA